AUGGUGGCGCAGGGACUAGAAGCAGGUGGGGCUGUCAAGGCCCACCCCAGGAGCUCAUUUCUGCCAGGCCACACACAGGCCAAAGGUGUCUGUGCCCUUCUGGAAACAGAAGCACCAGGUGCAACAGGUAGCUUUGGAGGCCAGAUGUGCAGGACCCUUUGGAGUUUACAGUUGGUUGUGAGCUGCCCGGGGAGUGCUGGGAGAUGCUUGCUAGCAGAGAAAAUAGAAAACAAUCAGAACAUUGGUGUCGAUGGCUGUUUUAUUAACCUCUUAACCUAUUUUCUGGCUGCUGGUGCCAUUAGUCUGGGAAUUGGUUUCUUAGCUUUGUCAUCUGCUUUGUGGUUCCUGAUUUGCAAACGAAGGGAAUUAUUUCGAAGUCCCAACAUUAGAUCAAUUGAUGAAAAGCUGAAACAAAGACUAUACAAACGGAAGGCUAAACCACAGUCUGUUUUCAUUUCCCGAAACUUCCACACUGGCCAAUCUCAACCACAGGUGGAGCACAGAGAAAGGGAAGCAGCACAAAUGAAAGCAGUCAACUCUAAAGAUGAAUUCUGCCUUCCGGACCCUGUAGACGGAGAGUCCCCUGACAUGCUCUCAGUAGAAAAUGGCAGCAGUGUGACAGUGAGUUUCUCAACGUCCAUCCCUAGUUCGUAUUGCAGCCAAAGCGUGGAAGCAGCUGAUGAGUGGUUCUCGAAUGACUCUCUAGAAGCCAAGACUCCCCCAGAGCCUUUACUUGGGGAACCUCUAGCAGAAAAGGUGUUAGCAUACCUGUCAAGCAUCUCAUUAGAAGAAUGGCCUAGAAACACGAUGAAUGUGACAUUUUGUGGCAUUCGAAAAGAUGAAAACACUAAGGAAAUGUUUUCACAAAGAAACACAGAGGCUGGCGUACACAACCUUCCAUGUGAUAUUGAAUAA
Messenger RNA from Arvicola amphibius (Eurasian water vole), 915 nucleotides. It is a transcript of the gene C6H1orf185, whose product is annotated as chromosome 6 C1orf185 homolog. Lineage: Eukaryota; Metazoa; Chordata; Mammalia; Rodentia; Cricetidae. The transcript is spliced from 6 exons. Bases 1 to 915 code for a protein of 304 amino acids. The record is from RefSeq and is a predicted model, not a curated record.